CAGUGCCUACCUUCACACGUAAGCGGCACUCAGGUCCGUCUGUCUGGUCAGACCUACACAUGCACCCGUGGCGGACACACUCUCGGACACGCACGCCCGCUAUAGGCCCCCUACAGCCCCCGCCCUCGUCUUGAGGCCAUCUCUGCGCGUCCCCAUCGCCAUUGGCCAAGACGCCAAGCCCUCAGCAUCUCCAUCGCAGCUGAAGGGAGCAUUGGGGAAGGUCGGAUACACAGGGGAUUGCCUUUGUCUUUGUGUGUGAACAAUGAAGACGUUAGUGCGACUCGUGCUCGGACUCGUCGUCCUCAAAGCAGUGCUGGCUGGACCCCGGUUUUCCCGACAAGCGGACUUGGACACGUACGACGGCGGCAACUACGAUGUGGACGAUUUGAAUUCGGAAAACCAGGAGUAUGACUAUGAAGACGGGCCGACCAUCGACGACCCAGAGAUAGAGAUUGGCACACUGGCCCCGCCAGACUACAACUACCCAGUACCAGAGGCCUCCUUGGAGGAGCAGGUGGACCAAGAAGAAGAGGAGGAAGAGGAAGAGCUGCCCCUGAAACCUCAGCUUAUCCCUCAGGGCUCAGGCGGGUCCGGAGUUCUCAUGGGCCCAGAAACACAGAAAGAGGUGGAGCUGCGUCUGAUGCCCAUUGACAUCCUUCAUGUCUCCGGGGAUUUUGGGGGCUCGGUGGGGUCUGGUGCCUCGGGAGCCUCUGGGGUUUCCGGGUCAGGAGGCUCAGGGGACCCGCUGGUCUCAGGCGCCUCCGGGGGUUCCGGGGAUAUUGUCUUCAUCUCUGGGGCUUCUGAGGAGAUAAUCAGCGGCUCUGGAGAAUCAGGGGAGUUCUUGGUAUCCGGGGAUGUGGAUUACUUUAUAUCAGGGGAUUUCUCUGGAUCUGGGGGGGUCUCCGGAUCAGGGGACCUCCUGAUUUCUGGAGAUGUCUCCGGAUCAGGGGAUCUCCUAAUAUCUGGGGAUCUUUCUGGGUCUGGGGAUCUCUUGAUAUCAGGAGAUCUCAUGGGAUCAGGAGAUCUCUUGAUAUCUGGGAUGGGAUCUGCAACUUCUGGAGCCUCCGGAGACUUUGGCUCUGGAGGAUCUGGAAUUGUAAUAGAAUUGGGGUCCGGAGGGUCCGGUAUUGCCACUGGAGGGUCUGGGGACCAGUCUGGUUCUGGGUUCUCGGGAGAUCUUCUGACCUCAGGUGCCUCGGGAGGCUCUGGGGUUUCUGGGGACACGGAUGAGUCCGAGGUCCCAGGGAUAACAUUAUUACCUGGAGAGGAGGAGCUGCCUCUCCUUCCUACAACUAGUCCACAAGAAGCAUCAGGUACUUCUGGGGAUUUCUCAGGAGUUUCAGGAACCUCAGGGGAUCUGGGAGUCUCUGGAGACAUAGAGGUCUCUGGAGCCUCUGGAACUUCUGGUGUCUCUGGCUCCGGAGACACGGAGCAGCCUGAUAUAACUCUGAUCCCUGACACUAAAGAGGAGGGGCUGCUUCCCACACAAGAGACCCCUCAGGAGGGUAGUGGUGGUGUUGAGGAGACACUGGGCUCUGGCCUUCCAGAGCCAGAUGAACCUGAAGAGCCUGAUGUUGACAGGACAGGCAUGCCCACAUGCUUGCUAUGCACGUGCCUUGGUGGUUCAGUCUACUGCGAUGACUUAAAGCUGGACAGCGUCCCCCCUCUGCCCAAGGACACCACUCACUUCUACGCCCGCUACAACAGGAUUACCAAGAUCAACAAGUCGGACUUUGCCUCCAUGAACAAGCUUAAGAGGAUCGACCUGACCGCCAACGAGAUCUCGUCCGUCGACAGCAGGGCAUUUAUGGGUCUGCCCGAGCUGGAGGAGCUGGUGAUUCGGGAAAACCACAUCUCGCAGCUGCCCGCCCUGUCGGAGACCAUGACCUUGAUUGACGCCAGCCACAACAACAUUGACUCCAAGGGGAUUACCAAAGAGGCCUUUAAGGACAUGACCGGACUGCUGUACCUGUACCUGACUGACAACAAGAUCGAUUACAUCCCUGUUCCUCUGCCACACAGUCUGAGAUCUCUACAUCUACAGCGUAACAACAUACAGUCGAUGCACGACGACACGUUCUGCAACCUGCACGACUUCAGCUACAUCCGGAACGCCCUGGAGGACAUCCGCCUGGACGGCAACCCCAUUAACCUGAGCCGAACCCCGCAGGCGUACGUCUGCCUGCCCCGCAUCCCCAUCGGGGACCUCAUUUAAUGACCACGGCGAGCACGACCCCACGCACGCAUCACUGUUCAUAUAUACACGUUGACCCGCCACGCGCAUGCGCAUGUGGACACGCGCACAUCCUCCAUACCACUCUGCGUGGAUAUUUCGUGUACCAGAGGAGGUCCAUAAACGCAUGAGAUGCGAGUGGCACACACACACACACACACACAACAAAUAACUGUUCCACAACUUGAAUUAGGAGUAUAAAAAAAAAACUCAAAUGAAUGUUUCUGUCUGCCCGCAACCGCUCAUUUUUUUUGUUGGAAUAUUGUUUUGUUUUGUAAAGAUUAAAAUAUAAAUAUUAUAAAAUUAAUGUCAACUCUCUUGGGAAAUUUUGAGUUUUAUGGAAGGUCACAUUUGAGCAUGUUAAUGCAAUAAAAAACGCAUUUUGAACACAAAUCAUUUGUUGUAUAGUCUGUACUGUAAUUAUAUUUGAUUUGUGCACAAUAGCCUAUUCCAAAGAGUCUAGACCAGUGGUGUUUAAUGUACGGCCUGAGGGGCAUUUGCUACAAAUUGUGGAAAUUAAAUUCAAUAAAUAAAAAAAACAGCAUAAAUGGGAAAAAGAGAAAAAGAGUAAAGAGAAAAAGUUGACAUGUUGAUAUUACUAAUAAAAAGGUAAAAGU
Messenger RNA from Entelurus aequoreus (snake pipefish), 2850 nucleotides. It is a transcript of the gene epyc, whose product is annotated as epiphycan. The transcript has 10 exons. Lineage: Eukaryota; Metazoa; Chordata; Actinopteri; Syngnathiformes; Syngnathidae. The coding region runs from base 263 to 2215 and encodes 650 amino acids. The record is from RefSeq and is a predicted model, not a curated record. Gene Ontology annotation, molecular function: protein binding.